Myotis lucifugus (little brown bat) is the source of this 2302-nucleotide messenger RNA. RefSeq names its product solute carrier family 5 member 4. The transcript has 15 exons. Gene Ontology annotation, cellular component: plasma membrane. NCBI's taxonomy places the organism in Eukaryota, Metazoa, Chordata, Mammalia, Chiroptera, Vespertilionidae. Gene Ontology annotation, molecular function: D-glucose:sodium symporter activity. Gene Ontology annotation, biological process: transmembrane transport; sodium ion transport. The record is from RefSeq and is a predicted model, not a curated record. The coding region runs from base 1 to 1983 and encodes 660 amino acids.
AUGGCCAGCACCGUGAGCCCCAGCACCGUGACCGGGCCCCCGGGCCCCCCCGAGAUGUCAGAGCGCAUCCGAAACGCCGCUGACAUCUCCGUCAUUGUCAUCUACUUCGUGGUCGUGAUGGCUGUCGGGCUGUGGGCCAUGCUGAAGACCAACCGGGGCACCGUUGGGGGCUUCUUCCUGGCUGGCCGGGACAUGGUCUGGUGGCCGAUGGGCGCCUCCCUCUUCGCCAGCAACAUCGGCAGCGGCCACUUCGUGGGGCUGGCGGGCACCGGGGCGGCUUCGGGCAUCGCCACCGCAGUCUUUGAGUGGAACGCCCUGGUGCUGUUGCUGGUGCUCGGCUGGUUCUUUGUCCCCAUAUACAUCAAGGCAGGCGUGAUGACCAUGCCCGAGUACCUCAAGAAGCGCUUCGGGGGGAAGCGGCUGCAGAUCUACCUCUCCGUCCUCUCCCUCUUCAUCUGCGUGGCUUUGAGGAUCUCGUCAGACAUAUUCUCCGGAGCCAUAUUCAUCAAGCUGGCCCUGGGGCUGGACCUCUACCUGGCGAUCUUCAUCCUCUUGGCCAUCACCGCCAUCUACACGAUCACUGGGGGCUUGGCCUCGGUUAUUUACACCGACACCCUCCAGACCAUCAUCAUGCUGAUCGGCUCGUUCAUCCUCAUGGGGUUUGCAUUUGCCGAAGUCGGAGGCUAUGAGAGUUUUACGGAGAAGUAUAUGAACGCCAUCCCGUCCAUAGUCGAAGGGGACAACCUGACAAUUAGCCCCGCGUGCUACACUCCUCGGCCAGACUCCUUCCACAUUUUCCGAGACGCUGUCACCGGGGACAUUCCGUGGCCGGGAAUGAUCAUAGGAAUGACCAUCGUGGCUGCGUGGUACUGGUGCACAGAUCAGGUCAUCGUGCAGCGCUGCCUCUCCGGCAAGGACAUGUCCCACGUGAAGGCCGCCUGCAUCAUGUGCGGGUACCUGAAGCUGCUGCCCAUGUUCCUCAUGGUGAUGCCAGGAAUGAUCAGCCGCAUCCUGUACACAGAGAAGGUGGCCUGUGUUGUCCCCUCUGAGUGUGUGAAACACUGUGGCACGGAAGUCGGCUGCACUAACUACGCCUACCCAAUGCUGGUGAUGGAGCUGAUGCCUGACGGGCUGCGAGGCCUGAUGCUGUCAGUCAUGUUGGCGUCUCUCAUGAGCUCCCUGACCUCCAUCUUCAACAGCGCCAGCACCCUCUUCACCAUGGACCUCUACACGAAGAUCCGGAAGCAGGCCUCAGAGAGAGAGCUCCUGAUCGCUGGGCGGCUGUUCAUCAUCCUGUUAAUUAUCAUCAGCAUUUUGUGGGUCCCGUUGGUACAAGUGUCUCAAAACGGACAGCUGUUUCAUUACAUAGAAUCCAUCUCUAGCUACCUGGGGCCACCCAUAGCUGCUGUCUUCCUGCUCGCCAUCUUCUGCAAGCGAGUCAAUGAACAGGGAGCCUUCUGGGGUCUCAUCGUCGGACUGCUGAUCGGCCUAUUUCGUAUGAUUGCAGAGUUUGCCUACGGAACAGGGACCUGCUUGGCUGCCAGUAACUGUCCCAAAAUCAUCUGUGGCGUGCACUACCUGUACUUCGCCAUGAUUCUCUUUGUCAUUUCCAUCGUGGUCAUCCUGGGAGUUUCCCUGCUAACAAAACCCAUUCCUGAUGUGCAUCUGUAUCGCCUGUGCUGGGCUCUUCGGAACCGGACAGAGGAGCGAAUCGAUUUAGACGCAGAAGAGCAGAGACAGGAAGAAGCUGAUGAUGAUGCUGAUGAAGAUGAUCCCGGGGAAACGCCGGGGUGUUUCAGGAGAGCGUACGAGGCGUUCUGCGGUUUGCAGAGGAAAGGCCCCAAGCUGAGCAAAGAGGAGGAAGAAGCCCUGAGGAGGAAGCUGACAGACACGUCCGAGAAGCCCCUCUGGAGGACGGUGGUGAACGUCAACGCCAUCCUGCUGCUGGCCGUGGCCGUCUUUGCUCACGGCUAUUUCGCCUGAACCCCACCGGGGCCACUAGAAGAUGUAUGAAGCAGAGGACAGCAUUGAUCUUUCACCUGUAGAGUUUGUUGCGAUGCAAAAGGGAGCUAUGCAGUUGCUAAUUUUACCCAAUAACUCGAGGCAUGACUUUUAGCGUUUGCUGUUCCUUUGUGUCAGUGGAGAAAGAGCUGAUCCUUUAGAAAGCCAGUGAGCUGACUCCCUAUGUGUGUGUGUAAACUAGGAGAGUUUGGGAAUAAAUUAUUUUUGUAUGGAGCUCAUCAGAUAGAUUGCCCUGCAUCAAACUUGCUUCCUGCUCUUUCCAGAGAUUUCCACGUAGAAG